UUUGGUUCUAUGCUACCACUCAGUGAGGCUGUUAAGGUUAGCUAACCUGUUGCUGCCGUUGAAAGAUAAACGUUCAGACACGGAUUUAGAAAAAACAGAGAAACGAUGGACACUGCGGACGGAAACCAAGACAGCAGUCAACAGAGACGACACUGUGCCGCCUCCUUCAAGGCUUUCAUGAUGAAAAACAGCACGAAAAGCAACCUGAACCUCUAUGACCACCUCACCUGUUUACUAAUAAAGGUGCUGGAUGAGGAACCACAGAACGUGGUGGACGUGAUCGAGGAUAUGAGCCGUGAUGUGAAGCGGGAUUUAUUUGAAGACAAGCAAAGCUCUCUGCGAGAGCUCCCACAGGCCACAGCUGCUGAGCUGCUGGCUGAACAGCAACGGCUGCUGUUUUCUCAGCCAGAAGACGCUGACCAUGAGGAUGAACUGGUGGAAACACCUCUUCCUAAUGUGAGUGAGAUUUGCUUCUACAUGGAGCAGGCUGGAGUGGGUCUGGGCAGAGAGGAGAUGCAGAGGAUCUUUCUUGCACUCAAGCAGCUUGUCGAGUCGCAGGCGCUCCUGCGCUGCCGACUGUGGGGCAAAAUUCUGGGAUUGCAGAGCAACUAUAUUGUUGCUGAAGCUGAGUACAGAGAGGGCGAUGAAGUGGAAGAGCAAAUGGUUGAUGAAGCGGCUGUGGAAGAGGAGACAGAGGCCGAGGCUCAGGAGAAUGAGAUGGAUCCACUUCCUCUGUCAACCUACAAACCCCCGCCAGUGGUGCCGAAGGAUGCCAUAGGAACAGGAGCUAACAAGUUUAUUUACUAUGUGUGCAAAGAGCCUGGUCUUCCUUGGGUAAAGCUCCCUCCAGUCACUCCCGUGCAGAUUACUGUCGCUCGCCAGAUCCGUAAAUUCUUCACCGGGAGGCUGGACGCGCCGGUCAACAGCUACCCGCCUUUUCCCGGGAACGAAGCCAACUAUCUGAGAGCACAGAUUGCUCGGAUCUCCGCCGGCACACAGGUCAGCCCCCGGGGGUUUUACCAGGCUAGGGAGGAGGAAGGUGAUGAGGAAGAGGAGGCACCAGGGGACACCUAUGAAACGAAUCCUGAUUUUGAGGGCGUUUCAGUCUCUGAGAUGGCUGAGUCUUUGUCCUCGUGGGUGCAUCAUGUUCAGCACAUCCUGCCGCAGGGCCGCUGUACUUGGAUUAACCUGGCUGUGAAACCAGGAGAAGAGUCGAACGAGGACGGAGAGGUUGAGGAGAAAGAAGAGGAGCCUGAUGAGCCUGAGCCAGAAGUUGGACCCCCCCUGCUCACUCCCCUCUCCCAAGAUGCAGAAAUAUUCAACAUCCCUCCCUGGACCUCCAAGAUGUCCUCCACUCUCACCUCUCAGCAUGCAGUCGCUGUGCUGCGUUCUAACCUCUGGCCAGGAGCGCACGCAUAUGCUUGUGGAAAGAAGUUUGAGAACAUAUAUAUUGGAUGGGGUCUGAAGUAUGCAGGAGAAGGCUACCGCCCACCCGCCCCCCCGCUGCCACAGAAAGAACAUCCCAGCGGACCAGAAAUCACAGAGGCCGUGGACCCAACACUGGAGGAGGAGCAGGCGCUGAGAGAAGCUUUAGAGGAGCAGCAAGCUGCCCAGGAGGAGAUGGAGGACACGGACCAAGAGGAGGAGGAAGAUGAUGACUAAGAAAACAGUUUAAAACAUUUAGAACAUUAAAAAAUUCUACAAUUAA
Molecule: messenger RNA, 1708 nt
Organism: Seriola aureovittata
Lineage: Eukaryota; Metazoa; Chordata; Actinopteri; Carangiformes; Carangidae
Gene: rsph4a
Product: radial spoke head component 4A
Exons: 7
Coding region: 106-1662 (518 amino acids)
Biological process (GO): cilium movement involved in cell motility; cilium assembly; axoneme assembly
Cellular component (GO): radial spoke; axoneme
Source: RefSeq, a predicted model, not a curated record